Molecule: messenger RNA, 1420 nt
Organism: Melitaea cinxia (Glanville fritillary)
Lineage: Eukaryota; Metazoa; Arthropoda; Insecta; Lepidoptera; Nymphalidae
Product: poly(A) RNA polymerase gld-2 homolog A-like
Exons: 9
Coding region: 29-1420 (463 amino acids)
Cellular component (GO): cytosol
Molecular function (GO): poly(A) RNA polymerase activity
Source: RefSeq, a predicted model, not a curated record
GUAUUCUACCGGCAGACGUCAAGGCAAUAUGAAUGAAGGUGCCCCUAUAAUGUACCAUGGAAACGGUGGGUUCGAAGGGCCAGGAAUAUAUAUGAUACCGGGACACAUCGAGAGACAGACGCACAGGCAUUAUCCAUUAGAAAUGGUGCAGGUUAUGGGAGGCCUGGGUUCCAGAGGGGGCAGUUCACCGGGUCAUGGAACUCCAAGGCGAUGGCAGCCUCGUAAGGACCGCCAUCCUAAUAAGACCGACAACAUGGCUUUUGGUUAUGAUUCAGAUGACUCCAGUCUAUCAAGCAAUGCCUCAGGUUCACACAAAUCGAGCGAAAAGGGCGAAGGUAGUCGUGAUCGCGAAGUGGGGACGGUAUCCCGCGAAUGGCGCGGUCGCGGUCGCCGAGACCAGCGGCAGCGCCGUAUUGCUCCGGAGCGAUACCUGAGCGCUGCGUACCCCUUUCAAGUCAAAUUCACACCAGACGAUCUCCUCAACGGAUCAAAAUGGGACACCCUGUCUCAAGAGAUCUGGGACAAGUUCGUCAAGUCACAACAGACAGAAGAGACGUUUCGGAAAAAGAUGAACUUGUGGCGAUAUUUGUACGUCACUAUCAAGUCGAUAUUCCCCCGUUACGGGUUGUACGUGGUCGGCUCCACAAUGUCCGGCUUCGGGCUAGACUCAUCAGAUAUGGACCUUUGUCUAUACGUGCGUCCGGUGGCCGAUUUAGAGCCUCGUGCUCACGCUCUACUUCAUCUCAAUUACAUCCUCAACUACAUCAAGAGCUUCGACCCUAGUGCGGAGCUGAUCCAGGCGAAGGUUCCCAUAUUAAAAUUUCGGGAUGAACGAAAUGGGCUUCAAGUGGACCUGAAUUGUAACAAUGUCGUCGGCAUCCGGAACACAAACCUUCUCUACUGCUAUUCUAGAAUGGACUGGCGCGUGCGGCCGCUGGUGGCGAUCACGAAGCUGUGGGCGCGCGCGCACCGCAUCAACGACGCGCGGCGCCGCACGCUCUCCUCCUACGCGCUCACGCUCAUGGUGCUGCACUUCCUGCAGUGCGGCGCCAGCCCGGCGGUGCUGCCGCGCGCGUGCGAGGCGGCGCGCCCGCGCCCGCACAACCGCUGCACGCUCGGCGAGCUCUUUCUGCAGAUGCUCAAGUACUACGCCGAGUUCCCCUACGAGCAGAUGGCGGUGUCGGUGCGCGCGGCGCGGCGCGUGCCGCUGUGGGAGUGCCGCGCGCGCGCCGCCGCCGCGCCCGCGCACGACCCGCACUCCUGGAAGCUGCUGUGCGUCGAGGAACCGUUCGACCUGACAAACACGGCGCGCACCGUGUACGACCCGGAGACGUUCGAGAAGAUCGUGAACACGUUCCGGGAGAGUCACGCGCGCCUCACCGCCGGCCUGCGCCUGCAGGACGCCUGGCCGCAGCGAUGA